AUGGAUAUUACAGAAGCUUUGAUCACAGCAAUUAUAUUUGUACUUACAUUAUGCUUCCUCUUCUUCUUUUUCCGUCUCACCAAACAUGGAGAAAGAACGUCACGAGUGCAUUUAUCGGUGCAUCAAGGAGAAAACAGCAAAGAGAUCCUUCCGGACGAUGUCAUUGCCCACAUCUUCUCAUCGUUACCUGCGAAGUCCGUUGCAAGGUGCAGGUGUGUAAGUAAAUACUGGUGCGAUAAGUUGAAAGACCCUAAUUUCAUAAACAUGCAUCUGCAGCAAUGCAUCAUAAGCGAAAGGUUUAAUUGUUUUUCGAUAAACGAUGCUAGUGAGUUUUAUCUGCACAUUAGUAAAUCCUCAUCAUUAUCAGUAUUUGAAGAUGACUACCGCGAGGAGCCUGUUGAGAUGGAUUCUCCACAUAAAUCUCAAGUGUUUCAAAGUCGACAUAUUCAAUGCUAUGAUUCUUUAAAUGGUUUGAUAUUAAUGAGAAGCAUCAACUUUGCCACAAAGGAGGAAGUUCUCUGUCUUUGGAACCCAACAACGAAAGAGUUAAAGGAUAUAAAAGUUCCGAAAGUUGAUUCUUAUCAUAGCUUCGACGGCCCUGCUUAUGGGUUUGGUUAUAAAUCCGGUAUCGAUGAUUACAUUAUUGUGAAAGCUAAUAAUGUCUGCUUUUAUGAUGGGAGUCUUGGAUAUGAAGUUUGUACUGGUUGUGCAGUGCAGAUGUACGCCUUAAGAUCGGAUUCAUGGAGAAGAUUACCUGACAACAUCCCUUACAGAAUUGUGUCUCCUAAGGCUGCAGUAUCUACAAAUGAUGGAGUAUUUCUUCACUGGAUAGCAGAACAAACUCCUUGCCAGACGGAUUCCUUGGGACGUGAAGUUGUCGUAUCUUUUGAUAUAUUUGACGAGAAUUUUAGGGAAGUUCCGUUAUCUCCACAAGUUGAUGGAUUAGUUUGCAACACAAAUAACAAGACAACUUUGGGUGUUUUAGCAGGGUGCCUUUGCAUAACACAUUUUGGUGAUUACAAUAUUGAAGUUUGGACGAUGAAGGAUUAUAAUGUGAAAGACUCCUGGACUAAAUUGUUGGUCGCCGAACUCCCAAUCGAAAGACACUUGUGGUAUAUGAAGUUACUAUGGAAAUUGAAAAAUGGAGAGGUCCUAUUCAUAGCCAAAACGGGUUACGAUGAUGUUUGUUUUUUUAUGUAUGAUCCUGUGCACCAUAGAUCUAAAGUUGCCAAGUUCCAUCACCAUUUAGGAGCCCGGACUGGCAUACAUACUUAUGUAGAGAGUCUAGUGGCACUUCGUUAA
Molecule: messenger RNA, 1302 nt
Organism: Papaver somniferum (opium poppy)
Lineage: Eukaryota; Viridiplantae; Streptophyta; Magnoliopsida; Ranunculales; Papaveraceae
Product: F-box protein CPR1-like
Exons: 1
Coding region: 1-1302 (433 amino acids)
Molecular function (GO): protein binding
Source: RefSeq, a predicted model, not a curated record